Messenger RNA from Limulus polyphemus (Atlantic horseshoe crab), 4712 nucleotides. RefSeq lists its product as uncharacterized. Gene Ontology annotation, molecular function: RNA binding; RNA helicase activity; ATP binding. The transcript has 11 exons. Gene Ontology annotation, cellular component: SMN complex. Gene Ontology annotation, biological process: spliceosomal snRNP assembly. Bases 128 to 3946 code for a protein of 1272 amino acids. The record is from RefSeq and is a predicted model, not a curated record. NCBI's taxonomy places the organism in Eukaryota, Metazoa, Arthropoda, Merostomata, Xiphosura, Limulidae.
AUACUACGUUUGACUUAACUGUUAGUAAGUAGGUAAUAGUGGACGAAGAGUUACAUAUUGUAGAUUUUUGUUAGUUGAUUAUUUCUUGUAAUCAAAUCUUUAGAAUUAUUUGUCAAGUUCAGUCUCAAUGAGUGACGUUACGGCUCAUGUUAUAGAAGGUAAAUGGCGAUCAGAUGACAUAAAGCUCCAGGAACAAGUUGAUUUCUCGGGGCUAAUGCUAUCUGAACAUGUUUUGUGUGGCUUGAAGGAAGCUGGAUUUAUUCGACCAUCUCCAAUACAGUUGCACGCUAUUCCACUUGGAAGAUGUGGCUUGGAUUUAAUAAUACAAGCAAAAUCUGGAACAGGAAAGACGUGUGUCAUGACAGUAAUUGCUUUAGAAAACAUUGAACUUAAUACAUCUGCCACUCAGGUUCUAAUUCUCACACCCACCAGAGAAAUUGCUGUACAAAAUUGUGAUGUAAUUCUUUCAAUUGGUAGAAAAUCUCCUGGUUUAAAAAGUUGCUAUUUUAUUGGUGGAAUACCUGUUAAAGAAGAUCAUUUGAAGUUGAAAAAAUGUCACAUAGCAGUUGGAACACCUGGAAGGAUUCAACAGUUGAUAAAUGAAGGAUUACUGAAAACAGAUUCUGUUCGACUUUUUGUGUUGGAUGAGGCCGACAAACUACUGGAAGAAAGUUUUCAAACGAGCAUUAAUUGGAUUUACUCCUGUCUACCAUCAAACAAACAAAUCCUUGCCUUAAGUGCAACAUAUCCAGAAAAACUUGCUCAACUUUUGACUCUAUACAUGAGAAAUCCUAUGUUUUGUCGUCUAAAUGUUGAUAAACCAAGUCUUUUGGGUUUAAAACAGUUUUACAAGGUCACACCAUACCAUCCACUGACUCAGAUAAAUUUUCAACAUAAAAUAGAAGCCCUGACUAGUUUGUUUCAUUCCAUAUCAUUCUCUCAGUGUUUGGUGUUCUCCAACUACCAACUCAGGGCUGAGAGUCUCUCGGAUAUAUUGUUGAAGAAAGGGUGGCCAACAGCAUUCAUCAGUGGCAGUCAGGAGCAAAGUGAUCGUUUAAAGACCAUGAACCAGCUUAAGAACUUUAAACUUCGAGUUCUAGUUUCAACUGAUCUUACUGCACGAGGAAUUGAUGCUGAAAAUGUGAACUUGGUGGUAAACUUGGAUGUACCUUGGGAAGUAGAGACAUACCUACAUAGGAUUGGUAGAGCAGGGCGAUUUGGAUCACAGGGAUUGACAGUAACUUUAGCAAGUGAAGGAAAAGAACUUGAGCAGUUAAUGAUCUUACAAAGCAAGGGCCAUUUAGACCUAUACAAACUGCCAGAUCCCAUACCAAACAAUUUGUGGAAUUAUGCAGCAAUUCUUGAUAGAAAUACUGAAGUACAUCAUAUUAAACAAAGUCCAUUAAAUAAGUUGAACAAUGAACAACAGUUAAAUAAUCAUGACUCUACUACCGGGAAUGAAGCCAGAACAACGGAGAAACCAGGCGAUCAACUUUCAGUUGACAAUAAUCUUCUAAUUAAUGGUGAUGGUGUACCUUCAGAGACUUUUGGACAUUCUGAUGGCGGUUCCACAAAAUUGGAAACAUUGCCAAAACUCUCUGAUACUAAAAUUACCUCUAUUUCUUCACCAUCCACUUCCUUAAAAAAAAUUGGAGAAGGAGAAAAUAUUUCAAAUAACAGUGAGAAAGAGUUAUUUGUUCAAGAAAUGAUAAAAACAGACUGUAAUAGUCACUCUGAAGUUGAAUUACAUGCUGAGCUUUAUGAUAAAAUUGAAAGUUCUCAUGUGUCUCCUAACAAAAACUUGCCUGAUUGUCAGUCUCAACAAGAAAAAGAUUCUUCUUCUGAACAUUUCAAGGAAAUAAAAGGUGAAAACAGCAAAAGUACUAUGGCCUUCAAAAACCUUCAACUGACUGAUAACAAACAUGACUCUAUAAACAGGUUAUGUACAGAUUUAGAAGCAAGUCUGAAUAUUGCCCAUAAAAUUCCUAUUGAUGUAAAACAUGUAUUAAAUGAUAAAGUUUCAGAGUCAGAUGAGGGUAAAAUGAGUUCUUAUGUUGACCAAGACUUUCAAUGUUUCAGUGUUGAAGAUAAUCAGGAAUUGAAAAAUUGUCAACAAAAUCCAGUAAAUGCAUAUGAAAAUGCAGAAAAGGCAAGUUCUUAUAAUAACCAGGUAACUUCUGCAAAUGAAGAAACACCAACAUUCUUUCUCCACGCAUUGUCCCCAGCCUCACUUGAAUCAUUAGAUCUUCAAAGUAAGGCAGAUUUGAGUGGGUUAUUACAGAAGUCAGAUUUAACUUCCCAGCAUCUUACCUACAGUGAAGCAGUUGCAUCCUAUGAUGAGUUUAUAAAAUCCCAACAAGAUGAAACCAAAGAUCUUCGUCUUAUAAAACUAAAGUCUGAAAACUUUUCAGAAGAACAGCUUCAGAAUGUAGCUUUAUUUCUUAAACUCAAAAAUUAUGACUUUAUCUCUGCUGUAAAUCAGAAUCUUUUACAACAGAAAUCUACAAACAUCUCCACAAAAGACGGUAACACACCCAAGUCUGAAGAGAGUGAAAGUAAAAUUGAUAAUAAAGAGUUUUGUGGCUCUGCGAGCUCUCUUUUACAAAAUGAUAGUACCAGUUUAAAAACUGAAGAGCUGUCAAACACUGAAGACAAACCAGCUGAUGGAGAAUCAUUCAAAACUGAAAAUAAAACCCAACCUUUAAAGCUUGAAGAGCUGUCAAACACUGGAGACAAACCAGCUGAUGGAGAAUCAUUCAAAACUGAAAAUAAAACCCAACCUUUAAAGCUUGAAGAAUCUAGUGUGAAUAGAAUUCACACCCCUGUUGCAAGUGUCAAAGAAUCUGUUCCUCUAAAUGUUUCAGAACCGGAAGUGAAAUGUAUUGACACAAACCCAGUUUAUUCUAAUAAUCAGUAUAAUGUUGAAAAUCAGUAUUUGGAUAAUGACAAAAUGACUAAUGAACAUAAAAGUCCUGAAAACAUGUUAAAUAAGAACUCUAGUGACUUUGCAAAGAAAUCUAGUAUUGGUAACUUCAAUGAAGAAAGUGUUUUGUCAGCAAGCACAAAUGAUGAAGAUAGUGAUACGUCUGACAGUUUUUUGCACUCAACAUUGAAUGACUCUGAGUGUUCUGAAACUGAAGUACCUGAAGUUAAUCUUUCUGAGUGUCCUCAAACAUCUAAUUAUGUUUCUAUUAGUCAAAGAAAUGCUUCUAUGAGUAAGGUCAGAAGUAAUCACAGAGAUAAAAAUUCUUCAAUAUCCUGUUUUAAAGAACACUCAGAGCUUAAUUCUCAUAGCUGGGAUGAUAAACAAGGUUCUUCAGAGUUGGAUUUGAGUAGAAGAUUUUUUGAUGUCUAUAGGAAUCAGCAGUAUGUUCCAAUUUUUGGGAAAGUAGGUACAAGAUCACUUGAUCAGACACAGAAAAGUAAUCAACAAUACACAUAUAGAAAGAUAAAUGAAAGAUUUAGACCUAUACCAGCUGGACAGUUUCAUGGACAAAAUGGUAGGUGUCAUUCUCUUGCAUCAGGCUUUUGUAAGUCUUGUAUGAUGCAAGAAGUAUCUAGACCAUUGGAAGUUGGACAUCUUUGCGAGUAUCAGACCUGUAACAACUCACAAACAGGUGCAAUAAGUAAGAGACAUCAUCAUCAUUGCCUAAGAGACAAGAGAAGACAUUUCAAACAUUACCAUUCAGUAGACUCUAUCAGAAGAAGUAGAUGUUGUGAUGGUAAUCAGAGUUGUAGGUUUCAUUGUGUUACACAGUGUCAGAAUGAUCAGAAAUCUAGGAACCACAAGAGUAUUUUCAGCUAUUGGAGUAAUCCUUGCAGGAGCCACCAUCCCAGACAAACAUGUCGGAAAGAUGAAGCUUAUGAUUUUAUGAAUCCCUGGUUGGCAUAUUGGGCUUAUAUAAAAGAACUAUCUAAAUGGAAGAGAAACCACACAAGAUCAUAAUUGAUCAAAAGGUUUCUAUUCCUAUUAUGGACAGAUGAAGCUUAGUGAUUAACAUGCUGGAUUGCAGAUCAGAAAAUCCACUGUUUGAGUCUGCAACAUUUCACUAAACAUUCUUUGCACUUCAACCUACACUCACUAUAGAAGAAAGAAUUUCUGCUAAUUAAUUGUAUUUUGUAAAAAGGGGCUUUUCAAACAAAAAUAAUAAUUUAAUUGAAAAGCAAGAUCAUUCAACAGUUUUGAAAAAUAAAUCAAAACUUGUAUAUUAUUAAUAAGUGCUGUAUUGACAACUUUAUUUAUGUAGUGGAAGUAUCUAGAAUUAGAAACUGUGUUUGUAAUUUUAAAGUUGAAGUUAUUUAUUACACUUUAAUAAGAAAGAAACAACUAAGUCUUCUCUUUGUUCUAAAGUAUGAAAAUGUUUUAACAUUUAUAUCAAGAAUUGAAAGCACAUAUUAAAUAAUGUAGAUUAUUAUAAUUAGAAGAUAAAAAAAUGACUUAUUUAAUACACCUAUAUCAGAAGUUGAUAAGUUGAUUACUUUUCUUGAUCAGUUUGUGAGAAUAGCAUUAUAAAUUUUCUACAAAGAUUCCACCAUCCAAGUAUUUCUAAUUUUCUGUUUUGCUACAACACAGUUUCGGCUAACAUUAAAGUUAACAAAAACAGUAUCAAUCUGUAAUAUUACUGGAACUAUGUAGUAAGUAUUAAUUAUAGGAGGUUUCAAAAAGCUUCUUGUUUGGGAAUAAAUCAGACAUGGACAAAAAAGGAAAAUGA